UCAAAAUAAAGGUAUUUGCCCGCCCAAAAUGUUCCGAUUAUCGCACAAAAGUACCGAUAAAAAUUCUUGUGCAUCCAAAAGUCGCUUGUAUAUCUGAUCUAACAACGUGAAAAAAUAGCAAAAUAUUGUCUGGCUACUGAGAAAAAUAGUUCCGAUCCACGAUCCAUCCAUAUAUUAAUAUUAAUAUUAUCAUCUAAUAGGAAAACAUUUUAGUUUCCCUCUAUUGAUCAGACACUUUUCACCUUCUUCGAUAUGCACCUUUUAUAUCGAUAGCGUGCACUAAUAUAUUUGUUGUUUAUGACCGAUAUCGGACUCACCUUGUUGUGCUAAUACACCGAGUAAAUUGUAAAUAUUCUCAGGAACAAUUUGGUCAAAAAUGAAUUGUUGCAUUUGCCAGUUUUCUGUGCGUGUUUCAAAAAAUAUACAUACUGAAACAGUAGGACGCCCGCCAGUUCUUCUCAGUGAACUGGUUCUACAGUGCACAAAGGGCACAAAUUACGAGCUAAGCGAAGAGGCGUCGACGAUAUGCAAAAAAUGCUGUGAGAAGUUGAAACGGUACCACAAGUCAAUACAAAUCGCCAGGAAACUGCGUCAAGAGAUCUUGGAGCUGAUAAACAGUCCCUUUACCACAAAGAACCUGAGAAGGGUGCCAUCGUGUGACAUCCAAGUGGAGCGCAUCGACAAAUUCGAUGCCCAUAUAGAAGUGAGCGAAGCUGAGGAAGAGGAAUACUUGGACAAUGAAACAGAGACAGUCGAGGAUGCCUCAAUCACAGCGGAGGAUGAGGGUGAAGAGCAUUCAUUCGUUUUGAAGGAUGCGACUGUCAUAGAGGAGGACGAGUUUCAGUCGGUCGACCUAGAGCUAGAUAUUGAUAACGAGAUCAUUAUAAAUGAUGAGGAGGCCUUGGAAGAAGGGGAAGUGCACCUCAAGGAUGAAGCUGAAGCAGAAGCAGGCGAAGCCGAACUAUUCAAGGAGGAGACCAUGAGUGAAUUUGACGACCACUUGGAGAACACAAUCGAGUUUUUAGACUCGGAUGUCGAAGAUGACCAAGACCAAGACAGCUCGGGCGACUACACCGUAAAUAUUCAGUGUCCGAGUUGUCCCGAGAAGUUUGGCAGCCGGCGCGGCUACAAUGCCCACACAAAGCGCGAGCACUUCCCGGGGUACGUCUGUGAUCAGUGCGGGAAGACCUUGCAAUCGUAUUCCGGCUUCAUUGGGCACCUGCAGAACCACGAACCUGUCAAACAGUUUGCCUGCCCCGAGUGCCCCGAACGCUUCAGUCGAAAAUUCCGGCUGAAACAUCACAUGGCCUGGCACACCGGAGAGACGCCCUACCAGUGCGAGGUGUGCUCCAAGCGCUUUGUCCAUAAAGUGGCCCUCUACAAGCACAAAAUGAUUCACGACAACGAGACGAAGCGGCUCGAGUGCCAGGUGUGCGGAUUCAAGACCCGAACGAAAGCCCACUUAGAGCGGCAUAUGCGGUCUCACACCGGCGACAAGCCUUUCGCUUGCCCAUUGUGCAACAAGCGUUUCUCCCAAAUGUACAACAUGAAGGCCCAUCUGCGGGAGCACGAGAGUCCUGGCACCAACAGACAUCGGCGUUUCCACUGCCCCAAAUGCACCCACACCUUCAUCAACGAACAGAACUACGUGACCCACGUAGAGCGCAAUGACUGCACCGCCGUUUAGGGAUCAGAUCGAUUUCAGAUUCACAUAUUGGUUCUUUACUUCGAGUUUCAUUUGGAUUUGGAUGUGAGAGGCUAGCAUCAGCGUCAGGAUGGGACAUGACAUCCUGACAUGCUGAUACGCUGACAUGGGACAUGCUCAUCUCCCCAUCCGCAUCUUAUGUCCAGUUCGAAUGAAAUCGUUUCGAUUAUGUUCUAUCCAUGUAAUUUUUUUAUUAAAUCUAUAUGCAUUUCACAAAUAAAAUAUGUUUGAUAUAAUAAAUUUAUCCGUUAUUUGCAUUUGCAUUUGCAUAUUUCUGCGGUUAUUUCAGUUUUCUUAAAAAAAUAUGUAUAGUAUGUGUGGUGUAUGCAUAAACUUAUUUCAAUAAAUCAUCCGAUCCUGUA
Drosophila pseudoobscura is the source of this 2067-nucleotide messenger RNA. It is a transcript of the gene ZIPIC, whose product is annotated as Zinc-finger protein interacting with CP190. The transcript has a single exon. Lineage: Eukaryota; Metazoa; Arthropoda; Insecta; Diptera; Drosophilidae. The coding region runs from base 377 to 1687 and encodes 436 amino acids. The record is from RefSeq and is a predicted model, not a curated record.